Molecule: messenger RNA, 3667 nt
Organism: Gaeumannomyces tritici R3-111a-1
Lineage: Eukaryota; Fungi; Ascomycota; Sordariomycetes; Magnaporthales; Magnaporthaceae
Product: ankyrin repeat and SOCS box protein 16
Exons: 1
Coding region: 1-3030 (1009 amino acids)
Biological process (GO): regulation of barbed-end actin filament capping
Cellular component (GO): cytoplasm; nucleus
Molecular function (GO): protein binding
Source: RefSeq, a predicted model, not a curated record
AUGGUUCCUGACAAGAGCCGAGUGGCUCUGCUCGAGCUUUGCACCAAGGCAACUCUCAUGGGCAACAACAUCUCAGUUCGAAUGCUCGAGUUCCUCAGCUCGGUCAAGCAUCAGCCCCAUGGGUUCAAAAACCUGGCCCAGGACUUCCUCGAUAUCUGCCGCAUCCUGUGGGCCAUCGAGGCCGGCCUAUCGGAAUGCUUUCGCGCCGGCCAGCACUUCCCCGACGAUAUGGUCAAGGAACUCAACGGCAAAUUCCGGCAGACCAACGCAGACUUCCAGGUGCUUGACCACAUGAUGGUCGAGUUCCUCGAGUACGAGAACGGCGGCGUGGGCGGGAAGCUGCGAAAGGGGUGGCGGAUGAUGUUUGCCGAGAAGUCCAUCGCCAAGAUACGGGACUCCCUGGGCAAGUCACGCGACUCUCUGCGCAUGAGUGCCCUCGUGUUCCAGUGGUCCCUGGGCAACGCCUCGCCAGAUGGGUCAAUUGGCAGCGGCUACAGCGAACUGGCGGCCGCCCUUGACCGCAUGGCCAAAGGCCGCCCUGCCGGGCGCACGCCCAAGAACAACGACUAUGAAGCCACCAUGUCGGGACCCGCGCCAAAAUUGGGUCCCAGACUCCAGAGCGAUCUGCCAAAGCUGCCGGCGCUCCCGCCCACCAUGGCGCCCCUGUCGCAGUCGGACGACAUGGCCCUGAUAAUGAGAGACGACAUCGAGCGCCCGGUGCUCAACCGCAGGGACUCGAUGAGGAGUAGGGACAAGGAUGAGACAAGGAGUACCAGGAGCGGUAGGAGCGGCGUCGGUCUUAGGGUCGGCACUGAGAACCGCAGCCUAUACAGCGACGAUCACGACCGAGACCGCGCCGCCCUGGCCCACCGGCGAUUCGAUAGGCGAGACGACCGGGAGGAGAUUCCUGGCAUGCUGUCUGUUACGACCAAGCUGUCAACCGCAUUGUACAACAACUCAGCGCGUCGUGCUUCUACGUCGAGGACGGUGUCUGACAGCGGCAUGAUGGCCGCCCCGGGCCCUCAAAUACGCUCAAUGACGGAAAGUGCCAACAUAAACAGCCGCAUAUCAGCGAGGGAGGUCACCAGCCCCUCAACCGCCAGCCAAGUCAGCCGUGGCAGGCUCGUGGGGCAGGAAGAAAACACGUCACCGGGUCUGACCGACUCGGAGACUCUGCUCGACGACAUGGACAGCCUGGAGCUGAGCUUCAGCGGGCCUGUCAAGGCUAUCCGCCUUCAGGCCGACCCGCUACAGAUGCCUCGCUGGAGCCCACGCAACAAGGCCCCGACAGGCGGAAACGCCUCCAGUCUUCGGAUGGCGCUGAUCUCAGCCGUGCAGGGCCAGAAGCACAAGAUGGUGGAGCAGCUGCUAGACCGUGGCGUCUCGCCCGAGACGAGCCCCGACACGCACGUGCUGCGCGAGGCCGUGCUCAACAACGACCCGGAAAGCAUGCGCCUGCUGCUGCGCUUCAGCGCCGAUCCCAACUCACCCGACAAGGACGGCGUCACGCCCCUCUUCAGCGCCGUCGAGUCGGGCUACAUCACGGGCGCCAACCUGCUCCUCAAGUACGGCGCCGACCCCAACCUCUGCGCCGGCCCGGAGCCCGAGUCGCCGCUGGCGCUGGCCGUGGUGGACGGCAAGUUCGAGCUGGUGCAGUUGCUGCUCAUGUACGGCGGCGACGCCAACCACUCGCUCAGCUGCGGCAACACGACGCUGAUCGCGUCCAUCGGCAAGACCACGCCCAAGCGCAUCGUUGCGCUCCUGCUCGAGUACGGGGCCGACCCCGACGCCAAGAACUCGGAGGGUAAGACGGCCCUGUUCGAGGCCAUCAACGCCGGACGCGUCGACGUGGUCCAGAUGCUGCUGGACCACGGCGCCAACCCCAACCUUCCAGGCCCCAAGCACAUGCUCUGGCCGGCCACCAUGCAGCCGGCGUGCCUCAAGCUGCUGCUGGCCCGCGGCGCCGACACGCGCAAGGCGCCCGGCAUUCUGGAGCUGGCCACGUCGACCAACAGCCCCGAGUCGGUGCGCAUCCUGAUCGAGGCGGGCGUCGACGUCAACGCCAAGAAGGACGGCGUCUACACGCCGCUCUGCACCUCUAUCCGCGACAACCGCGCGGACCUGUUCAACAUGAUCCUGGCGGCGGGCGCGGACCCCAACGUGCCGUCGGCCGAGUACCCAUGCUUCAAGUGCAUCACGCACUUCCGCACGCAGUACCUCCCGCAGCUGAUCGAGGCCGGGGCCAACAUCUCGUCGCCCCCCGGCAUCUGCGAGAUGGCGGUCAAGAUGAAUAACAUCGAGGGCCUCCGCUGGCUCCUGGACCACGGCGGCGCCGACCCCAACGACAAGAACGAGCAGGGCCAGACGGCGCUGACGACGGCGAUCCGCGAGGGCCGCGUCGAGAUGGCGCAGGUCCUACUGGCCGGCGGCGCCGACGCGACGGUGCGCGGCGAGGGGUGGCCCGUAUGCAUGGCGGUCAAGCAGCCCGAUAUCCUGCGCCACCUGCUCCCGACCCUGCCGGACCCGCGCGCCUUCCGCGGCGUCAUGGAGAUGGCCGUCGUCGCCAACCAGCUCCCCAGCGUCAAGCUGCUGCUGGCCGCGGGCGUGUCGGUCGAGGACCGCAACGGCGGCGUCUUCUCGCCCCUGACCACGGCCAUCCGGGAGGAGAACAAGCAGAUUGUGCUGUUCCUGCUCGACGAGGGCGGCGCCAACGUCAACGCGCCCGGCGAGCACCUCCCCAUCGUAAAGGCCAUCCGCCGCUGCGUCGCCACGGGCUCGCACGACAUCAUCAAGUUGCUGCUCGAGCGCGGCGCCGACAUUAACCACAUGUACCGCGGCUGGAACGGCGUCCUGCAGGCCGUCGAGAACGGAGACCCCGUCGUGCUCCGCCUACUCAUCGACCACGCCGGCCCCCGCGCCGUCGACCUCGAGGCUCGCGACGACGACGGCCGCAGCGCCAUCGACGUGGCCCUCGGACGUGGCUUCAAGGAGGCUGUCGACAUUCUGCGUGCGGCCGCCAAGGCUACGUGAUUUCGUUGCUGCUGGAUUGCAGCUUCUUUCCCGACCCUAGCCCCUUUUUCACUCCCAUUAUCUUCGUAUUUGAUGUUUUUUUACUCCCAUUUCUUUUUUUUUUUUUUUUUUUCCUUGGCUUUUUUACGUAAUACUUCAAAUCGCAGAUUCUCAUGCGUCUCUUCCAUUUGUCUUCGGAUUUUUUUUUCCUUUUGGGGCGCGGAAUCACCACUUAAUAUUUGGUUUUCUGGCGCAUCGCGGGCGGCAACAUGGUAUUUGUCGUUGUUCCCGCCAUCAACCUCUCGACUUUACAAUCCUCUAUGUCGUUGUCCGUUAUUCGCUUUCCUUUGUAUGCCUUUUGUACCUCAAAAUACUACCCAUGUGCGAUCAAUAGCAGAAACGAAAACCACCAUGGCUCCUUCUAUCGAAGCCCCCUGGGCGUGAAGUCACACCCCCACUACCCAGGACUAGGAUGGCACCACAUUAAGGCUGAAGCUUAUACCAGGAUCAAUUUUGCUUUUAUUCGAUCCCACACUCCCCGAGCGGGAUCCAUGUUAGCGGGUGAACGGCUUACCCGAUCCGGCUCUCCGACUGGCCGCAGAGAAAGUAUCGAGCCGACAAACAAACACAUUUCCCUGUCUUUCAAAAUAGCGCAAAC